Messenger RNA from Schistocerca americana (American grasshopper), 1107 nucleotides. RefSeq names its product axoneme-associated protein mst101(2)-like. The annotation marks the transcript as partial. The transcript is spliced from 2 exons. The record is from RefSeq and is a predicted model, not a curated record. NCBI's taxonomy places the organism in Eukaryota, Metazoa, Arthropoda, Insecta, Orthoptera, Acrididae. Gene Ontology annotation, molecular function: DNA binding; structural constituent of chromatin. Gene Ontology annotation, biological process: nucleosome assembly. Gene Ontology annotation, cellular component: nucleosome.
AUGUGUAAGGCAAGGGAGGAGAAGAAGGCAAGGGAGGAGAAGAAGGCAAGGGAGGAGAAGAAGGCAAGGGAGGAGAAGAAGGCAAGGGAGGAGAAGAAGGCAAGGGAGGAGAAGAAGGCAAGGGAGAAGAAGAAGGCAAGGGAGAAGAAGAAGGCAAGGGAGAAGAAGAAGGCAAGGGAGAAGAAGAAGGCAAGGGAGAAGAAGAAGGCAAGGGAGAAGAAGAAGGCAAGGGAGAAGAAGAAGGCAAGGGAGAAGAAGAAGGCAAGGGAGAAGAAGAAGGCAAGGGAGAAGAAGAAGGCAAGGGAGAAGAAGAAGGCAAGGGAGAAGAAGAAGGCAAGGGAGAAGAAGAAGGCAAGGGAGAAGAAGAAGGCAAGGGAGAAGAAGAAGGCAAGGGAGAAGAAGAAGGCAAGGGAGAAGAAGAAGGCAAGGGAGAAGAAGGAGGCAAGGGAGAAGAAGGAGGCAAGGGAGAAGAAGAAGGCAAGGGAGAAGAAGAAGGCAAGGGAGAAGAAGAAGGCAAGGGAGAAGAAGAAGGCAAGGGAGAAGAAGAAGGCAAGGGAGAAGAAGAAGGCAAGGGAGAAGAAGAAGGCAAGCGAGAAGAAGAAGGCAAGGGAGAAGAAGAAGGCAAGGGAGAAGAAGAAGGCAAGGGAGAAGAAGAAGGCAAGGGAGAAGAAGAAGGCAAGGGAGAAGAAGAAGGCAAGGGAGAAGAAGAAGGCAAGGGAGAAGAAGAAGGCAAGGGAGAAGAAGAAGGCAAGGGAGAAGAAGAAGGCAAGGGAGAAGAAGAAGGCAAGGGAGAAGAAGAAGGCAAGGGAGAAGAAGAAGGCAAGGGAGAAGAAGAAGGCAAGGGAGAAGAAGAAGGCAAGGGAGAAGAAGAAGGCAAGGGAGAAGAAGAAGGCAAGGGAGAAGAAGAAGGCAAGGGAGAAGAAGAAGGCAAGGGAGAAGAAGAAGGCAAGGGAGAAGAAGAAGGCAAGGGAGAAGAAGAAGGCAAGGGAGAAGAAGAAGGCAAGGGAGAAGAAGGCAAGGGAGAAGAAGGCAAGGGAGAAGAAGGCAAGGGAGAAGAAGGCAAGGGAGAAGAAGGCAAGGGAGAAGAAGGCAAGGGAGAGAGUAAGG